GUAAAAAUCGUGAAGAAGGAAGACCACUUAAUAAAAAUAGUAAGUUUGUUGGCACUAUGAAAAAUAAGAGGAUUGCAGAAAAAUUAAGAGAUCUAGAGGCUUAUUAUCGAAAAUGGAAUAAAACUCCUAGAGUUAAAUUAGAAAACCAAUUUAAUAAGAAUAAAAGAAAGAAAGUUUACUGA
Messenger RNA from Funneliformis caledonium, 182 nucleotides. The record is from the annotation of a GenBank genome assembly. NCBI's taxonomy places the organism in Eukaryota, Fungi, Glomeromycota, Glomeromycetes, Glomerales, Glomeraceae.